Sphaeroforma arctica JP610 is the source of this 842-nucleotide messenger RNA. RefSeq lists its product as hypothetical. Gene Ontology annotation, molecular function: enzyme inhibitor activity. The coding region runs from base 43 to 615 and encodes 190 amino acids. The transcript has a single exon. NCBI's taxonomy places the organism in Eukaryota, Ichthyosporea, Ichthyophonida. The record is from RefSeq and is a predicted model, not a curated record.
CGUAAACAACAACGAAUACUACAACUUUAUCUCGCCACCAAAAUGAAGUUCUUUACCACUACCCUUGUCCUCGCCAGCGCUUCGGCUGUUACCAUUGCCAGUUCCCCCGGAACCAGCAGUUUCGAGCUGUGUAAGAAGUGGAUCAAAGACAACGAAUGUCCAGUAGGUUUUAAAUACAACGAACUAGCUAAGGAUGUCCGAAUUAAGCCCCAUGGAGUUUCUUGGUCCACAUUUGACCCUAUGGUUUUGUGUUGCACACCCGAUCAGUGCCAUGACAUGAUACCGUGUGGGUCUCCAUGUGACAAUGGAUACAAGACUGGUCACGAUGGAUGUGAACUUCCCGAGUGCCGACCUAAAUCAUGCCCUGCAGCUAAGCCCCAGAUGGAAUUUGAGAUGUACUGCCAGUGGGGAUUCAAACUGGGUGAAGAUGGUUGUGAGAUUGCUGAGUGUCGUGAGGAGCUCAAUUCCGAAUGGCUAACAUGCAAGAACAAUAACCAGGAUGUGUGCAAGGAUAAGUAUAACAAGAAAGUCAAGAACAACAGAAAAUGUCAACGCUGGUUCAACAACAGUCAUCGCAAUAUGAAGUGUGCAUCCCACUUCUGUUGCAAAGAUUAAAUGAUUUUCUAUGUUCUUAAAUGGUGAUACUGUUAGUAUAUUGCGAAUGAAGCGCGAAAGCAACACUGAAUAAAACACAAGUUGUAUUAUAUUUAGAAUAUCACAAUUCCUUUAAUAUUCUGAUAAUUGUACGUCGAGGUGGCGAUCGGGUUCUCGGUUCUCAGGAUUCGACGAGCCUCUCAGUGGUACAAUACUCUAUUAAUGUCAGCGGGCCUAUUAAUCACAUA